Molecule: messenger RNA, 1658 nt
Organism: Leptinotarsa decemlineata (Colorado potato beetle)
Lineage: Eukaryota; Metazoa; Arthropoda; Insecta; Coleoptera; Chrysomelidae
Product: UDP-glycosyltransferase UGT5
Molecular function (GO): UDP-glycosyltransferase activity
Source: RefSeq, a predicted model, not a curated record
ACACAGUGUACCUUUACACCAGUGGGACGAUUGUAUACUUAAUAGACUUACUGCUUUAUAACACCUCAUUACCUUCCAGCACAUUCCUGCCGUGCUGAUUAAAUAUGGAGAUUUUAUAUUACAUUAUUGUUUUACUUCAAGCAGCGUAUCUUGGAAAUAGUUUUAAAAUUUUAGUCGUGUUCCCUAUGCCGUCUCCAAGUCAUUUUAUUCUUGGGAAUUCAUUGGCUCGCGGAUUAGUUGAAGCAGGACAUGAUGUUACAAUGGUGAGUUCUUUUGAGGACAAAAAUCCACCGAGAAAUGGGAAAUACACCAGCGUUAAACUGGAAGGGAUGAAGGACAUUUUGAAAAGUGCUGAUGAAAACGUCGAUUCGUUCGACUUGGCCGACAUGAAUCCAUUCAAUUUUAUAUCUGUCAUGGAUUUUAUGGGCAACGUGAUCACAAACGCCACUCUUACCAACGCAAACUUCAAAAAACUCAUCAAUUCUGAUCAGAAAUUUGAUGUGGUUAUGAUUGAGCAAUUCAAAAACGAUGCACUUAGAGUGUUAGCAUGCCACUAUCAAGCUCCCUUAGUGAUAAUUAGUACCAUGGAAGCCAACUCAUGGGUGAAUUCAUUGGUUGGAAAUCCAUCACCUCCAUCAUAUAUACCAGAUGUAUUUUUGGGUUACACGAGGAAUAUGAACAUAUGGCAACGCUCAGUGAACUCACUGAUGUACAUAAAGAAGGAGAUCAGUCAUAGACUCUUUUUCACACCGGUUCAAAACGAACUAGCAAGGAAACAUUUUCCCAAAUGUGUCGAUGAAAAUGGCCCUAUUGCCGAUGUAUCUCUUCUGCUUUUGAACUCGCACGAAAGUAUCAAUGAUCCGGUGCCAUAUGUACCCAAUAUGGUAAAUAUUGGUGGAUACCACGUGAACCCACCGAAAAGAUUACCUAAAGACCUCCAAGAGUAUUGUGACAGUGCAGAACAUGGAGUGAUAUACUUCAGCAUGGGUUCUAAUUUGAAAACUUCAAAUAUACCCCAAGACAUUAAACGUGCUAUAUUGAACACUUUACGAAAACUGAAACAAAAGGUACUGUGGAAAUGGGAUGAAGAUCAUGUUCCAGAUAAACCUGAGAACGUUAAGAUGGAAAAAUGGUUUCCACAGCAAGAUAUCCUAGCUCAUCCCAAUGUGAGGUUGUUCAUCACUCAUGGCGGAUUACUGAGUACAACAGAAACAAUCUAUCAUGGUGUACCAAUACUCGCUAUUCCUAUUUAUGGAGAUCAGAAGAUGAAUGCUGCAAAGGCGGUGGCGGCGGAAUAUGGCUUAUCUUUAUCAAUAAACGAGAUAAGCGAGGAAAAGUUAUCCAAUAACAUAAAUGAGCUUCUGAAUGAUCCGAAGUAUAGGGACAAUGCAAAAAGAAGAUCCGCAAUCAUGCACGAUCGAAAAGUGAAGCCCAUGGAUCUUGCAACAUAUUGGAUCGAAUUUGUAGUCCGACACAAAGGAGCACCACAUUUGAGUGUAGCUGCCCUUGAUUUAACUUGGUACCAAUAUUUCCUCGUGGAUAUUGUUCUUCUAGUGGGAGCUGUUGUUGCCAGUUUGAUGCUAGCUUCUUAUUUCAUACUCAAAAAAAUUGUGCUGUUCAAAGGAAAGUAGUAGAAAAAUGAAGACAAAUUAAUAUUU